This is a messenger RNA of Micromonas pusilla CCMP1545, 876 nucleotides long. RefSeq lists its product as uncharacterized. The record is from RefSeq and is a predicted model, not a curated record. The transcript has a single exon. The coding region runs from base 1 to 876 and encodes 291 amino acids. Lineage: Eukaryota; Viridiplantae; Chlorophyta; Mamiellophyceae; Mamiellales; Mamiellaceae.
AUGAAGCUCGCGGAGUACGAGGAGAUCCGCGCGCACAUCACGUCGCUCCCGAGCGACGUCUUCCCGGACGCGGACGCGCUCCGAGCGAAGCACCCGUCCGCGUCGCUCGACGCGCUCGUCAGCAUCUACAGCCAGGAGAGCUCGCGACGCGUGCGCGGCGCGCACGGGAAGCACCUGCGCGCGAUCGGGUCGCACGCGGCGCGGUACGUCGCGGGCGAGGACGUGUUUCGCAUCGCCGCGGACAUCGACUUCCCGCCGUGCCAGCUCGUCCGCCUCCUCCUGGAGCAUCUCCUCGGGCUGGGGCACAAGGCGGUCGGGCCGUGCCUGCGCGAUCCGUUCGGUAAGAUCCCGUCGUCGCCGCCGCCCGAGUCCCCCGCGGCGCGCGGCGUCCCGGGCGUCCCCGGCGUCCCCGGAUCCGCGAUCUGCGACCGAUUAAAAGUCGACGUGGAGAGGUGCGUGGCGUGGGACCACGUCGCGUCGCCCGCGGUGGACGUCAUGCGUCACGCCGCGGGGCGCGAGUACGAAAUUCUUCUGGAGCGGCGGCUCGAGGAACUCCGAGUGCCGUUCGUCACCGAGGACGCGCUGCGCGCGGAGGGGCACGCGAAGACGCCGGACGUCAAGCUCACGCUGCCGAUCGCGGUGAACGGGCGGAUCGUGAACUGGAUCGACAGCAAGGCGUCGUUUCUGGACCCGAUCGUGCACGUCGAGAGAGGCGUGGACCAGUUCCAAGGGUACGUGAACAGGUUCGGGCCGGGGAUGGUGAUCUAUUGGCUCGGGGUCAUCGACGAGCUCGCGGAGGAGAGCGAUGGGGACGUGUUCAUCGUGGACGAUUUCCCGGGGGACAUGGAGAUCACGAAGUUGAAGCUCAUGGAGUGA